CCUGUCAUACAUCCUGGAUCUAUUUUUGUGGGUUGCUCGAAGCGGAAGCCUGAAGGUCAGCGCUUGUCCUAUUUCCCAGCUUGAGCUAUCAAAUUGUGAAAAAAAUGAUCAAAUUCAUUCGAGUAGUUUUGCAGCAUGGGCAGGAGCUUGUCUACCAAUCUCAUCUGCUGUUUGAACACCCCAGUAGUCAGAAUGUAGACACAACACACCUGAGUCUGCUGCACUUGCAGUGCACUAUGCUCCCACUAAGAACUCAAACUUGAAUGAAUUUCAGAUCCUAAUAUUGACAGAAGAAGCAAAUUGCCCUGACUACCUGACUGAAGAAUAAAGUGAUGACUUCUGACACUUUCCAUGACACAGUGGUUGUUAUGACUGGAACACUUCUGUCUAGUCUUCUAGCAGAUAACCUGCAACCAGGAAGUGACAAGGAAGGCUUCCUGCUUGGAAAGACAGUAGUUCAAACCGUCCAAGUGAAUAAUGAUGUACAGAGUGACAUCCCACUGGAGCAGACGCGCAUUGUGCUCUCUGACUUCUUGUCGUGUGGCCGGACGGGUGAGUUCUACAGUAACACCGGACGGCUGGAUAACGAGAAGCUCACAUCGCUCUUCGAUGAUCCGGAUCUGGUCGUGGGCUGGUACCGGUACCGCCGCGCCUGCCCCUGUUGCCCCAGUCUGCGGGAGCGGGCUGUUCACGCCGAGCUGUGCCACCGACGCCGUAAGGCCACUCAGAAGACAGGCUUCGUGUUCCUGCUGAUGACGGAUAACGUGGUGGAGAAGGUGUUGCGACAUGAACAGGAGGCGUUCGUGCUUAGAGACAGAGUGCUGGCGCCGAUACGGCUGGAGGUGGCGAACCUGGGCGCGCCUGGCGGGGGUCGGUACCGCACCACCCCGUUCGGUCAGCUGGGGCCGCUACUGCCCGGCGCGGCCGGACCGACUGGCGACAGUGGCGCCCUCUCUGCGGCGCUGGCCGUGCAGAGCAGUGCCGCUGAACAGCUGCGAGCGCUGGCCGGGCGUCUGGAGCGCUCUGAGCGCGACACUGCUGCCGCCUACCGGGAGAUAGAGGAACUGAAGCUUCGGCUCGCCGACCGCCGGGUGGCUGGACGGUGAUCGUUCCGUGGAAGGAUGGAUUUAGGAAUGGGGAUUGGGGAUAACAUGUUGCCUUGAGUUGAAAACAUUUUGUGAUGAAAUGAUUGCAGCCUGAUGGCAAGAAGCGUUACAUGCCUGCAUAUUUUGUAUUCGUGUGUUGAUUUAUGUUUGUUCAUUUCGGUGUUUUGUGAUAGGCAUGCUGUGACGCUAUGUGGAUAACACUCUGAUAGUGUAGGCGACGAAUAUUUCGUUGACUUCCCAUUGGUACGUCGAUCUCAUGUUAUGAAGACUGAUGCUUCAUUUUGUAACUGUCCGGAUAUGCCUGCUCUUAUGCGUCUGGUACUACAUAUUAUUUAGAAAUAUACAUGCUUGAAUUGCA
Amphibalanus amphitrite is the source of this 1464-nucleotide messenger RNA. RefSeq names its product BRCA1-A complex subunit Abraxas 1-like. Gene Ontology annotation, molecular function: polyubiquitin modification-dependent protein binding. The record is from RefSeq and is a predicted model, not a curated record. Lineage: Eukaryota; Metazoa; Arthropoda; Thecostraca; Balanomorpha; Balanidae. Gene Ontology annotation, cellular component: nucleus. The coding region runs from base 333 to 1106 and encodes 257 amino acids. The transcript is spliced from 6 exons.